This is a messenger RNA of Mya arenaria, 2169 nucleotides long. RefSeq lists its product as uncharacterized. The record is from RefSeq and is a predicted model, not a curated record. NCBI's taxonomy places the organism in Eukaryota, Metazoa, Mollusca, Bivalvia, Myida, Myidae. Gene Ontology annotation, biological process: cilium organization. The transcript is spliced from 2 exons. Bases 14 to 490 code for a protein of 158 amino acids.
CUGUGUCACAAGUAUGGAGGAAAGCAAACUAAAAGAUAAAUUCAGCAAUGAAUUUGCUUCAACAAAAGCAAAUAAUGACCCAUGGUCACCGCCGAUACAAAAUACACACAUUGCCUUGUUACCGCAACCGAAAAAAGAUCCAUUGCGGGACAUUAAAAGUCCAGAAAUCUACAUCCAGUCCCUUGAAAAGAAGCUACAAAGAUUCAAAGGACAGACUAAGACAGAUAAAGUCCGACCUGAUGAAAUGAUUAAAUCUCUACAAGAGGCUAGAGACCUUCAUACUUCCCAGUACUUGGAAAGCAGAGACUCUCAGAGUAGUGAAUUUGUGACUGUGGAUCAAGAUAAUAGCUCAGUGCUUCUUUCUGUACAGCGGAAACUGCAUCCCGAGAGGCAGGCGCUUAACCAGCUAGAGCUGAUUCCACUUGUCCAUGACGAUGUUUUAUCAAAACAUUCCGAACAAAUUGAAGAGAUUGAAACAAAAAAUACUUAAAAUUUUAGGGGACAAUAAUUGACUUGAAAUCGUCUUUAAAUGUAUGUAAGUGCAAUAGUUUGUAUAUACAGAAAUGUUGUGAUAUACUGUUGAUUGUUCUGGAAGUAUUGUCCAGUCAUUGUUAAAUAACGAAAUAGAUUUACGAUCAUGCAUAGAUAAAAUGUCGGAUGUUAUUUAUGAAUUUUCUCAUCAAAUACAUGCCAUGAUGGUAAAACUUCACAGUAAAUAAUAGGUUUAAUAAUGAUUGUAAAACAGCCAGAGAUCAUUUUUAUCGUUGUAAGUGAUUAUUGUCUACAAAUCAAAAUGAAGCUAAUCGCCUAAUAUUUUUUCAGCCUAGAAAUGAUUAUUGUCACACUUAUGGUAAAGCUAGAUUAAGAAAUUUGUAAUACAGUAAAGAAAGGAACUCUUUAUGGUCCCUUAGUAAGUGGAACUCUUGCAAGUUUUGAAAUUAUAUAAAGAAAUACAAAUAUAUAUAUAUAUAUGUAUGUAGUGAUGUAAACAAAUUUGUAAACCAUUUUAAAAAUAUGUCUUUCGUCCAAUGAUGUAAGCUUUAGAGACCAUAUAAGAAUGGUAACGAUAAUGAUGUAAAUAUUGAUUGUCUUGUUGGUAUGAUUACUGUUGACAAAAUAGUUAAUACGAUUUCAUCCAUGUCAAGGCACAAAAGCUCUGAUUUAUCUGGAAAUGUUGCAGAAUUCUUUAUUGACUCCAAAGAUUUUAUAUCGCUAUAUCAUGCUCAUAUUUUUAACUAUAUGUUUGAUAGAGCGGUAUACCUUGUUGUUAUUGUUCCAAUUUAUAAAAAAAGGUGAUAAAAAAAAUCCCUCUAAAUAUCGUGGCAUAAAAUAUCCUCAUUAAUGUUGUGCAAUUGUAUAAACAAGUGGUGAUAAAGUGAAAAUAAAUUUGAUGAUGCUCGAUUUGGAUUUAUUUAACAAUCCUGGUACUGUUGGGUGUAUUUUGUUCUUCAUGCUGUUAUUCAAAAUGUAUUAGGCCAAAAAAGAUACCUGUAUUUGCGGUAACUCGACCGACCCCAUUUUUGCUUCCCUGGCCUUAAUCUUUAUUAGGGCCUUAAAAAAAUACAAUUGGUUCGGGUUACCUGACCCUACCUACGUGAUCAGUUUGUUUAAACAUGGUUCGAUAAUGUGAAUUAACAGAGCAAAUAAGAAAAUUAUGUUAAGUUUAAAAAAGAACUUAAAUUUGAAAAAUAUAUCGAUACCUUCAACAAAGAAAAUCAUUGAAUUGCUUUAUCAAGAUUCUGACGGAGUGCCUCAAUAACAUUAUUAAAGAAGAUAGAAAUGUAAACUAUGUACUAUGACUACUAUUAAUAUGGUUGAAUCAGAAUAUCACUUUUCUAUGUAUUUGUUGAUUAUAUAUGGGCCUGAGAAAUGAAUAUAACAUAAACAGAUCGUUUAACACUACUGAAAAAAUUGUAUCUACCUUUAAAUAGCUAGUAAUAAUUUGAGGACUAUCAGGAAUCUAGCGAAAUUUGUAUUUUUUGCCAUGUCCAAACAAUACUGUUUACAUUACAGAUUGAAGGGGGCGCCCACUCCUCUCCUCCUUAAAUCAUUCAAGUUUACUUUAUUUGUCAAUAAUCGGAGAGAAAAAAGUAAUAAAAUAUGCUCAAAUGCACCAAAGUUUGCGCCCCCAUUAUGAUAAAAGUCAAUUCCUGGAGCCAUUUCUGGUAU